Paramisgurnus dabryanus is the source of this 2157-nucleotide messenger RNA. The record is from RefSeq and is a predicted model, not a curated record. NCBI's taxonomy places the organism in Eukaryota, Metazoa, Chordata, Actinopteri, Cypriniformes, Cobitidae.
UUAAAAAGCAAGGACUGUACCACCAUCUUUUAUGAUGUUACUUCAAAUCACAGAGGUCCAUUUUUCUUCAGGAUUGAUGAUGAUGGACUGAAAUGGACCUAUACAAAAAAAUCUGCUUUAAUAGAUGUGAUCAACUCUCCCCGCAAUCCCACAUUGCAGAUGUUUAAGGAUGCGAUGGAGGUUCAGGUUCAGGAGGAGGUGUUAGAGGGGAGCUCUAUGUGUCUGCGCUGCUCUACUAAGACUCUCUGCUCCUCUUCUCCACCAACUCUCACAUGGAGCUCCACUGACAGACUCCACCUCAAUGAGAGCAGCAGACUACAGCUGGAUCAACAGAAACAAACUGAGAUCAUCUCUGAUCUGAACUUCACUGCUACUCACCUUCAACAUGGAGUCACUUUCAUCUGCACUAUAACCUACCAGCUACAGCAGAGGAACAUAACAGCACAGAGCAACAUCACAUUACGUGUUCUGUAUGCUCCUAAAAACACAUCAUUGUCUGUGUUUCCAUCUAACUCUGUACUGGAGGGCAGUUCAGUGACUUUGAUCUGCAGCAGUGAUGGAAAUCCAGCAGUGUUCAACUACACCUGGUACAGAGAGAAUGGGGGACAGCUGGAGGAGCUGCAGACUGGAUAUAAUCUCACCUUAAAUGUGACUAAUCGUACACACACAGGACGCUACUACUGUACAGCCAGAAACCAACAUGGCACCCAAAAUACAUCAAUGUUUUUGGACGUUCAGUAUUCGCCUAAAAACACAUCAGUGUCUGUGUUUCCAUCUAACUCUGAACUGGAGGGCAGUUCAGUGACUUUGAUCUGCAGCAGUGAUGGAAAUCCAGCAGUGUUCAACUACACCUGGUACAGAGAGAAUGGAGGACAGCUGGAGGAGUUGCAGACUGGAUCUAAUCUCACCUUCAAUGUGACUGAUCGUACACACACAGGACGCUACUACUGUCAAGCCCAAAACCAACAUGGUACCCAAAACACAUCAGUGUUGCUGGACAUUCAGUAUGCUCCCCAAAUCUUUGAUUUUUUCAGCUGUACUCAUGGGGAUGUUAAAGUUUUUACCUGUGAGGUUCACGGGAAUCCCUCUCCUAAAGUGGAGUGGUUUCUAUCAGGACGUCCUGUCAGUAACUCUACAAACACAUUCAUCAGUGAGAAGCGAUUGAGCAGCACAGACUUGAGGAGCUUCAUUUCUCUCCAUCAGUCACUUACACACACAGACACUCUGCAGUGUGUCAUCAUCAACACUCACGGCAAAACCAGUAUAGAGUUUCAUCUCUUUCAAGAGACUGCAUGGUUCAAUAAUAACUCCUUGCUGGUUGGACUUGCUGUUGGGGCUUUAGUUACGGCGCUCUUAUGCCUCACAAUAUACAUGUACAAUAGAUGGAUCUGCUGGACCAGACGAGAAGAUACAACUGGACUCAUUCUGGACGAUAAGGCUAUUCAACAGGAGAAUGACGAACCAGUUUAUGGCAAUAAAGUUAUGCAGUCACCUGCUAGAGACACUACACUGGAUUACCCAGAAUCCCUCCAAUAUUCGACCAUUGUCUUCAAAAACAAAUCAACAGCAUCAGGGGAGAACAGUGGUGCCUCCUCACUUGUCACAGACUAUGCUGUGAUAAAACAUGGUGGUGUCCUGGGUGCAGAUGCAGAUAUUAAGCACGUUGAAUCAAAGAGCAGAAAUAAAUCAGCACCAGACAAUGAUGACCUCUAUGCAAAAAUACAACAUCGCCACUCAUAGUUACUAGUAGGUAUUAGUUCGCUUACAUUUCUAUAAUACACAGAUUAUAAUGGAUUAUACAGUUUAAAAGGUGUCUAAAUAUGGUUUGUGUUUAUAAAAGUAAAUCUAUACUCAUUUUCUUUUUAUAAAACAGUAUUCAACAGUGUAUCGACUGCUUUAUGUUUUAAAACCUAGAGGCUUAUUUUGCUUUCAUCUAUGAUUACAUUUUCAAUACAUUUUAUAUGUGUAAUCAUAGAUAACUUUUUUGACAUUUAUUGUUUACAUAUUUAUUGUAUAUAUUUGUAUAUUUACUGUACACAUAUUUAAUCUUAAGUGAUACUGGUACUGUGCAAAAGUCUUAGAAAACCAUGCCAGAAUUAGAUUUUUGUUUUUGCAAUGUUAUAGUGAUCAUAUAUAAUUGUGUCUCAGUCUCUUUAC